Molecule: messenger RNA, 3180 nt
Organism: Sander lucioperca (pikeperch)
Lineage: Eukaryota; Metazoa; Chordata; Actinopteri; Perciformes; Percidae
Gene: tnfrsf9a
Product: tumor necrosis factor receptor superfamily, member 9a
Exons: 7
Coding region: 268-1119 (283 amino acids)
Biological process (GO): regulation of cell population proliferation
Cellular component (GO): external side of plasma membrane
Molecular function (GO): signaling receptor activity; cytokine binding
Source: RefSeq, a predicted model, not a curated record
GUGGGUGACUUAUGUGUUGGAGAGCACAGAGACCACAGCACAGACACAUUUCUUCCUAUGAUGCCAUUCAUAACAUCACUGCUGAGUGGCUUUAAGUUAACAAGAAAGUUAUUGUAGUUUAGAUUAAAGCUACAGAUUUAGAAAAACAAAAAAAUUAAGUGCCUUAAAGAAAUUAGGUCCCUGGGAUAUUUCUUGGAUUGGAUUAGCUCACAUUUUACCUGAGGUGGCUGUCAUCCUUAGCCCCAAGGCUGGAGAGCUGACAACAGUAUGGCUGCAAUCUUAAGGGCAUUGGUUCUCGCGUUGCUCAUUCAGGGCUGUUUUUGCAGUGUUGGACAGACUGACACAGGCUGCAUGAAAUGGACACCAAAAGGAGAUAAUGUUUGCUGUGAAGCCUGUUUUGCUGGACACCGCCUGGUCAAAGAAUGUGGCCCAAGCCCGAAAGAUCUCUGUACUCCUUGUGAGGCUGGGACAUUUACGGUGAACCCAAAACAGUACAGCUGUACCAGGUGUACACAGUGUGUAGGUGCUCAAGUCUAUGUGAAAAUGUGCACUGCCACAACUGACACAAAGUGUGGCUGUAGAGAAGGACUCAUCUGUGGUAAUGACCGCUGUUCUUUCUGUGUCAAAAAGUGUGACAAAGGUUAUGAACCAGAGAAACGUUCUUGCAGACCAUGUCCAGAGGGAACCUUCAAUGACCAAAGUCACCAGAUGUGUAAACCCUGGAGUACCAAGUGUCCCAAUCCAGAUCAAAAGAUUGUGGCCAUGGGAAAUGGACUUACGGACAUCAAGUGUGUUAAUAUUUCAAUAGCCCAAGUGACCGUUCCAAAGCGACCUGAUCCCACAGAGCAGGCAUGGCCAUUGGUCUUAUCUGUGAUCACAAGUGCGGUUCUGAUGGCCUUUAGCAUCAUCAUCAUCAGCCUUGUAGCCAAGAAAAUCUUCCAGAAAAGAAAGGAAAAAGGCAAAAAGCCAAUCACAAAGACCCCGAUAAUCGGAACCCCUACAGAUGAUCCUAGGACAUUAAUAGCCAUUGAGUGUAGUUUCCACGAGGCCCAGCAAGAGCAGGGCAGCAGCUCAGAGUCGCUCAACUCCAAGGACUCCUCGGGCCAGCUCAUUGCUUGAAGAGAAGGGAAACUGGACAUGACUGCCCCACUGAAGAACCCGUUGUUUGUGUUGAGUUUGGUGAGAGGAAACAGGAUAUCCUGAAUAAGACCUCCGUCCCACUUUGUGAUACUGGAGAUGUUUUUGUUGUGCCAAUUUGUUUGGCUUUAAAUGAAAGAAACAAAGCACUGUAUUCACCCAGCUGUCUUUUAUCCACCCCAUUUUCCUUUUAUCAGAAUAACCAAAGAUACUGUGAAAAUCUUUAUAGGUCAGGUUAGAGGUAUCACUUUGCUGUACAAUUACACCAAUGUAAUUAUAGCGAUGAUACAGUAAAUACACACAGGGAAGGAAGGGGAAUUCUGAGAGGGAAAACACUAAGUGGAUUACAACAGUCCAUUCAUCAUGUUAAUUAUAUCAGACAUUGAGGCUGUUUUUUCCCCUUUCAGUUAAGCCUAAAAGAAGAUAGCUGUGAAAGGUUUUGAAUUAUUGGAUUGAGUUUGGCACCAGAUGGAAAAAAGCAUACCUUACAUUAAAUACCUAAGCCUUUAGACUUUUAACUACUUUCAAACAAGUGGACUUGUGCCAAUGGCCUGUGUAUAAUAAUAAUAUUGUAGUGUAUGAGUUUCACUCCUUUUAUAUUUGCAUGUCUAAGCGGGAAAGCUGCGGAGUGUUGCGUUGUGUGAAUGUACAGUGCAGGUGGGCGUUCAGCUGGGUGUGAAAGGUCUGACAGCAGAGAAGUCUGAGUCACGCCUGAGGCUGAGCCCACAAAUGCCUCCUAGAUUUCUGCUGAAUUUGUACAUUUCUAACUCUGGUUAUGUUGCUGUGUCAAUCAUGAUUUUAUGUUGUGAAACAUUUAUGAUUUAUCAUGGGGACAGUUUGCUAUUUUUGUGUACUUUGUUGUUAUGUUUCUAUAGAACACAGAAGAUAACUUUGUUUACAACAGUAUAUAGUAUCACUUUGAAGACCGCAUGGUGUAUACAGCCUCUUCGACUCUACUUAACAUUACCAGGAACUAUAUGGACUUUCCAACAAUUGCUUCAUUGGUGUCAAAAAGUCCAGCAAAGGGAGUUCCCUUUUUGUGAAUAGGUAAUCAUAUAUUUAAAAUUAAAACACCAAGGAAUCUACAGUACAUUACACAGUCUGCAUAUCUAAAGCACCUUGGUGCUAUUUUAAUGAGAAAGGUUGAGUUUUUAUUGAUGAGCAAGCUGAGACAUGCCUGUUGAGCAAGAGUUAUAGCAAGUACAAUAUUUAGGAUUAAAUGUCAGAUAAUGUGAUUAGUCAUGUGCUGCACAUAGAUCUCUGAGAUUUCUUUUAAAGUGUGUCAUGUGGGAAAUCCUCUGAACAAAUAGGAUACAAACUUGGCAAAUAUACAAGGCAAACACAAUAUCAAAAAUGAGGCUCAAGGGUUAUGUGGAAACCCCCCAGUCAGUCUUGUACUCCUUUUUGCUUUUGGUUAUUUUCUAGCACAAUAGAGUAGGCAGCUAGAGCCAUAGCUAGAUCAGACCAAGUGGAACUUUUUUUCACAACUCAAUUCUUUUCUGAACUGUAGCAGGCGUAUAUCUUUCUACUGAAAUGGAACAUUUGUUAGCCCACACUUUUAGUAACGUAUCAGGGACUAUCUGUGAGUCACAACUCACACAUUGUGAUGUCUGUUGAAAGGCCACAAAGUUCAUGGGUUUUGCCUUGAGAGGAGUUACCACAGUACAGUCUGUCAUACAGUGAGAAGUAGUAAGGACUAUAGCACUUUACUUGUCAACUGGUAUGACCAAUGUUAUGCACUUGUUUGGUUUGUGAAUUUAUCAUUCUGCCUCAUAAUAUCUAUAAUAUAUAUAUUUUACAAGAUGUUUUUAUAUCAGUCUUUGGAACUGUCCAUGGUUUACAGUGUGCAUUCUGUUAUGUUGUACUUAUAACUUCUUUUUAAAAGUCAAUAAAAAUGGGAUUUGUAUUUUAUUUGUUGUACUUUCAUACAGAACAAUUGCAUUCAUAGUGGUCCACCAGCAGUGGCAUAUUUCAUCUGUAAAAAACAAAAUGCAACAACAAAAGGAGGUUUUAAAUGUGGGAGUAAUAUGAACAUAAAAAAAA